GCGGUUGGCCAGGGCGGCCGCUGGUCACGUUGCGGGUCUUGAGUAUCGGGCAAUGUUGCUGCGGACCGUGACCGAAGGAGGCCGAGUGGGGGCCGCAGCGGCCCAUAUCUCGGCAAGUACCCGGCGGGGGGUGGAACAGGCCGAACGGGGUGGCCAUGGGCGCCCUGUCAACGGGCUGUGCGUCCCGGUGGGAGGGACACGCUGGCUCUCCAGCUGGGCCUGCUGCCAGAGGCUUCCUGGAGGCACCAGGGUUCUUCCCUGGCACCAUCCCCGGCCAGGAGCCUGGGAUGGUUGCAGAGACUUUGGGACAGACCACAUGAAGAUGGGCACCCAAGGUGGCACCAAGUAUCCCAAGGCUUCCCUGCCCAGCGGGGGCCGCUCAGAACUCCAGGGCCCUCUGCCACCUGAGCUCCAGCCCCCAACAAACUGCUGCAUGAGUGGAUGCCCCAACUGCGUGUGGGUGGAGUAUGCCAAGGCACUGCUGCAGCACUACCAGGAUGGUGGUGAGCGGGCCCUGGCCUCCCUGGAGGAGCACGUAGCCGAUGAGAACCUCAAGGCCUUCCUCAGGAUGGAGAUUCGGCUCCGGGCAAGACGGGAAGGCUAAGCAACAGGCAGGCACACUUUCACCCUGGACAGAGACUCCAGCCAAGCAGCAUCUGUUCCGGGAGCAUCAGCCUACUUCAUUCAUACCCAAUAUGAGUGUGUUGUGUCCAAUAGGAAUGGGAAAAAUUAUUUAUCAACUUUACC
Messenger RNA from Otolemur garnettii (small-eared galago), 747 nucleotides. RefSeq names its product oxidoreductase like domain containing 1 (gene OXLD1). Bases 53 to 604 code for a protein of 183 amino acids. Lineage: Eukaryota; Metazoa; Chordata; Mammalia; Primates; Galagidae. The transcript is spliced from 2 exons. Gene Ontology annotation, cellular component: mitochondrion. The record is from RefSeq and is a predicted model, not a curated record.